ACUACGGGAUCCCAUAAAACAUUGCUUAAAGUUUCUAAAUUGCUAAUUUCUAAUUCUAAGGCUGUAGAUGAAUGUAUUAUUGAUACGUUAUUAGGAGUACUUAAACGAUUCUCUCGUAUGGCAUCGCUUUGUUAUGUUGUGUAGGACUGAAAAUUUAUUUAAUUACUUUAAAAACGCAUAUUCUUUAAACCAUUUGAAAGAGUAUGCGGACCGAAUAAUACAUACCGAUACUGAAAAUAUUGGUAUCUGCGCAGCGGUAUUAGAUUCUGGUGUCAUUCUAAAGAAAGAAACUUACAUUGAUGGCAUUAUGAUGGGCGAGAUAAACUUCGGAGACGCAAGGGUAGAGGAAAUGUAUUGUCUAGAAACAUGUGAAAGGAAAUACCUCCGUUUACACCAAUUGCGAUUAAGAUAUAUUUCAUCAUUGCCAAUCGAUUAUAAACCAAUAAUACUUACAGAACUACUUAACAAACUUGAAGUUUUGAGUUCAAAAAAACCAAGAUAUUUUGAAAAUUCAGUUGAGCAUCGAUUGAAAAUGAGAAUUUCAAAUGCAGUAAUUUCGUUAAUGACACAAUCAAAAGGGGAAAGCACAUGCAGUGAAAUCAUAUUAAGUCUAUUGUUAAAUCAUAACAAUCAACUAAACAUUACCUAUAUAUAUGAACUGCUUGUUGCGAUAUGUAUAUCUAAUGGUGAUAUUAUUUUUGAAAAAUUAAAUGAUGUAACCAAACAUACACCAAGCCAACAGGUGUCUAUCAUUAGCAUCGUUUAUUGUUACAUUGUUCUAAAUCAGACCACGCUUCCUAAAGACUAUCGAAAUGUCGUUAUAAACAAACUUCUUCCACUCACAAUGGGACCCCAUUUUCAGACUCGUUUAUAUGCUCAGCUGGUUAUUUACAAAAUCUUAGAAAACAGUAAAUGUGGUGUUGAAACUUUAAUUUCAAAUCAAUUUUUCAAUUUGCAAGAAGCAAUAGCCUUGGCAAUUGGAUCACAAUUAAAUGAAUUGCUGAAUGAUGUACGGUUAUUGCUGCCACAUAUAUAUAUAGAUGAUGCUAAAAAAUGUUUUGAUAAUUUAAUGUUUAUUACAAUGGCACCAGUCGACGAAUAUGAAUCGAAUUUAGACUUUAAAAAAUACGAAACAUCAAGGCAUAUAUUUUCGAAGAAAAAACGAAUUUUUUCAAAACAGUCGCACACAUCUGAGCAAGCAGUUUUUCCUAGCACCAAUGUUAUUAAUAUUCAACGCAAAAUGAACCCGGAAAGCGUCCUUUGUACUAUGAGUAGCAUUGCUGAGGCAGAAACUCUUGUGCACUCUGACAUGUUCGUGGUGGCAAGUCUUAUAGACAAAAUUCCUAAUAUUGGAGGCAUUGCACGAUCAUGUGAAGUACUUGGGAUACGGAAUUUGGUAUUAAGCUCAGGAAAACUUACUGAAAGAGACGAUUUCAAAAGUGUAAGCAUGACUGCUGAAAAAAAUUUGAAUAUCUAUGAGGUCCCACGACCGAAUUUGGAAGAUUUUUUAAAGGACAAACACGAAGAUGGUUUCAAUAUUAUUGGUGCCGAACAAACUGUUGCCAGUCAGAAUUUAAUUGGGUUUACAUUCCCCCGCAAAUGUGUAUUAGUUUUGGGACACGAGAAAGAAGGAAUACCAAGCAAUAUUUUGGGGUUUUUAGAUUACACUAUUGAAAUACCUCAAUUUGGAUUAUUACGUUCCCUAAAUGUGCACGUAACAGGGGCGCUGUUUAUGUGGGAGUAUUGCAAGCAACACAUAGUUGGGAGCUCAGGAACAACUCUACUAUAAAAUUUUAAUUCCAAUUUUUAUAUAUAUUUAUAUAAAUAUGUACAUAACUGUUGGGAUUUCAGGCAAUAAUAAAAGAUUUGAAGUUUUCAAUGAACUAUUUUUA
Messenger RNA from Zeugodacus cucurbitae (melon fly), 1892 nucleotides. Its product is annotated as probable methyltransferase TARBP1. The transcript is spliced from 8 exons. Gene Ontology annotation, biological process: tRNA methylation. NCBI's taxonomy places the organism in Eukaryota, Metazoa, Arthropoda, Insecta, Diptera, Tephritidae. Bases 134 to 1789 code for a protein of 551 amino acids. The record is from RefSeq and is a predicted model, not a curated record. Gene Ontology annotation, molecular function: tRNA (guanine) methyltransferase activity; RNA binding.